Messenger RNA from Aspergillus campestris IBT 28561, 1038 nucleotides. Its product is annotated as guanine nucleotide-binding protein subunit gamma. Bases 275 to 547 code for a protein of 90 amino acids. Gene Ontology annotation, cellular component: heterotrimeric G-protein complex. Gene Ontology annotation, molecular function: G-protein beta-subunit binding. NCBI's taxonomy places the organism in Eukaryota, Fungi, Ascomycota, Eurotiomycetes, Eurotiales, Aspergillaceae. The record is from RefSeq and is a predicted model, not a curated record. The transcript has 3 exons. Gene Ontology annotation, biological process: G protein-coupled receptor signaling pathway.
GACUCUCUCCUCUCUCUCUUUCUUUCUUCCUAUCCAUUACUCUAUCAAUACUUCCUUUCCCCCCUACCUAUAGGUCAUUCAUUCUUUCAUUCUUUCAGUCAAUUCAUUAAUUCUUUCCCCUCCCCCUUACCUCCCCGUCCGUCGCGCCAUCCCUCUCUCUCCCGACCGGUUCUCCAUCCUUUCCAUUCAACUCCUUGUCCGGUCGCAUCCAUCCUCCCUCUCCCCCCUCCGGUCCCCCUCAAUAAUCAAUCUUCCGACCACCUGCUGUCCCACGAUGCCUCCUUACGAAUUGCGAUCUGGCGGGGAUGUCAAGAACAAGAAGCAGAGUGUCGCCGACCUCAAAUAUCGUCGUCUUACCGAGCUUAACACCCGUCUGAAGGAGGAUCUUGACCGUCCUCGGGUGAAGGUCUCCGAGGCUGCUCUUUCCUUGAUCAACUACUGCAACAACACGCGCGACUUUAUGGUACCGUCCGUAUGGGGCCAGGUCGACAAGCGUGAGGAUCCCUACGCUCCCCAACAGCAGGGCGGCUGCUGCACGGUCAUGUAAUGCCGUUCAUGUCCAUUUCACCUCCGAUCGGCUGUCCACCGCCGAUUCAUUGAUAUCCCUAUCGCGAUGACUUCUACUUAAUCUUUCUUCUUCUUCCUCCUCCUCCUCUUUCUUCCUUUUCGUUCAUGUCUUUUCUCGGCUUUCCUCCAUAAUGGCAGUCCCGUGUGGUGUUUUAAGGAAAAUGCGCGAUGUCAGGCUCAGACCACCGAAGGCGCGCUGGCCUGCAUACUUCGGGACGCGACAAUCAAGACAUGACGAUUAUUAAUUUUCUUUGGAUUACACUAAUGUGUUCUUUGGAUUACACUAAUGUGUUCUUCUGGAUUGCACUAAUGUGUUUUUCUGGAUUACACUAAUGUGUGGUUCUUAUUUAUUUUUUUUUCUUUUCAUCUUUCCAUUCAUGUUCAUCUUCUCUUGCCAUGUGAAAUUAUUCUCUGGAUUAUUACCCUUUCCUUUGUCAGUGACUAGUCAGAAUAAAUCAGUUAAACCAAGGA